Messenger RNA from Pogonomyrmex barbatus (red harvester ant), 2151 nucleotides. RefSeq names its product GRIP domain-containing protein quick-to-court (gene qtc). Lineage: Eukaryota; Metazoa; Arthropoda; Insecta; Hymenoptera; Formicidae. The record is from RefSeq and is a predicted model, not a curated record.
GGCAAGAUAAGCUGGAUGGGCAGAAUGGCCCGUUACGAUAACGAACAAAUCUUCUCUCAAUCCCUGCAACCGGUGCACCCGGGUUACUCAACUCACACCACCACCGCCACUUCGGCGUCUCCCAUGACGUCACCGAUCCUGGCAACGUGUGCUGUCACCGCGACCGACAAGGUCAUUGCCACUACUAGUUCUACCCACAUGCCAGGUGCUGAAUCAGCUGAUAGCCCUACAGCUGCCACUUCACCGCCGUCUUCGCUGGACUCCCGUAUACCGAGGCCAUCGCCGUCGGCUCUGCGUCGCGCCGCGAAUCUGCGCCUGCGCGGCGAACAUCUACCACCACAUCAUCCGCGAGCCACCACCGCCGUCGCCGCCGCCGCCGCCGCAGCCAGCACGGCCCUGGCCAGCCACCAACACCAUCCCCGUCGUCACAACCACUUCCUGCAGUCGCCGCAGCAGCAUCAACAUCCGGAUUAUCGUAUCUUCCCGGUCAUCACGGAGAAUGGAACCGACUCGCCGCGACAACGAUCCUUCAGUCUCUCACUGACACCGGUGAGGCCGCGGCCAGGUCACGCGGCCUCAGGAGGAACGACGACAGCGGGAGGUAACGACGACAGCGAUGCCGAGAGCGUGAAGAGUUACAGCAGCGCUUGCAGCACGGCGAGCGCCUGCGAGCAUGCCUCCUUUGCGUUGAACGGCACCACCUGGUCUGGUCGAUCGCGGAAAUAUGUCGUGCACUGCUCGAAUUACGUCGGCGACAACGAACAGUACCUCACACCUACCCAGAGAGCGGCUAAACAAGUGAGAAAGUUUCAGGCUUUGUUGAAGGAAGCGCGUAAGGAGAUCGAAGAGAAGGAUCGAGAGAUCCUACGUUUGACGAAGGAGGUUGUAGAGUUGAGGCUGUACAAGGCCUCUCUAAACAGUCCGGAUGAGCGAACAGAUAGCAGUGACGCUCUCACCGUGCGCGAAAACAAUCCUUUCUCACCGGAAUCGCCGAGCAAAGAUCUUCCCGACGAAGGCAUCCCGGAGAAAUCCAUUGCCAGUCCGGAAACGCCGGAGAAACGUGUACAUACGGAUCUCCCCUCGUCGUUGGCUGACUCCGGACACUUCGAGGAUGGUUCCGUCCAUUCGAAAGAUUCCGUGUGCCUACCUGAAUCGCAGCCGGAGAUUACUAUCAGCACGACGACAACGUGUAUUGACGCGGUAUCCAAUAAUAUUGUUUCCGAUACGAAUCCUGUAACGCCAACGAACGCAGAGCGCGACGAAGAGAGACGUCGAUUAGUUAGUCAUUAUGAAAGUAGAAUCGAAGAUAUGCAUAGACGACAUGUUGACGAAUUGCAAGAACUCAAACAGAAGCAUAACGACAAGGUGGAAAGCUUGCUGAAUCAACUGUCUGAAGUUAAUACUCGUUAUUGCGAAGUGCGGCCGGCUAUGGAUGUCGCCGAGGCUCGGGCGCGUGAAUUAGAAGCGGAAUUAGAGGCUGUGAAGACUGAGCUUAAUGAGCAGAAAACGCUUUUGAGCGAGCAGGAAGAAAGGAAUAAGCAAAUGUACCUGAAAAUGUAUGCCAAAGGUCAAGAAGCCGCGCGUAUCGAACAAGCCGAUCAGAUACUCGUGCAAGCGCAUCAGUCACCACCUAAAGUCACCGUCGCAGAACUGCUUCAACAAUUAACUGUCACGCAAGCUGAGUUAGAAAAUAUUAAGGACACAAGCUACUCGCCUGAACCUCACAUUUCAGCCGAACAUAGCCAAAGUUUAUUAAGCGCUCAGGAGGCUGUUUCUCUCUGGGUCCUUGGCACACGUAAGGCAAUGUAUAGGCGUAUUGUAGAGGCGAGAAGCAGCCAGGGUACUCUCGACCCAGAAAUUACCCUGCAGUUCCUAAAGUCGGCGAUCUAUUAUUUCCUAACUGAUAAGGAGAAUCAUCACGGUCACUUAAAUGCUAUUGAAAGUAUCUUGGGCUUCACGGAUGCGGAAAGGCACAAUAUCGAUAGAUAUUAUCGAUCGGCGAGAAAGUAAUAUUUUUUAAAAACUUCUUCAAUUUUAAAACUCUUAUAUCAUUAUUGACGACUAGCAUUAUCCGAUGUAACACUCGGAUUUCGGAAUACAUUUAAUUCUUUGGUAUCUUUAAAAAUAUUUUAAUGUGUGUUCGAAAAAUUC